Oppiella nova is the source of this 873-nucleotide messenger RNA. NCBI's taxonomy places the organism in Eukaryota, Metazoa, Arthropoda, Arachnida, Sarcoptiformes, Oppiidae. The record is from the annotation of a GenBank genome assembly.
AUGGAUAACCCAUUGCCUGUCAACAUCCCUGGGUUUGGGGCCUGCGAUAGGUUAGCCACCACUGGUGUCAUGAAUUGCUACCAAAACUUCUUAUAUCCCGUAAGACUUUACAGGAGAAGCGGCAGUGGAGGUGGUGUUUGUUGCAAUUACAGCAAAUAUAAGGCCUGUUAUACGGGUCUGUAUGAUGGCCUCCGAAUAGCUAUGGAAAGGGAAAGGUGUCCGAAGUCUUACUCCACGCGUAUUAUUAUGUCGAUUGGCAAUAGUGUUGGCGCACCCGUCCGGCUAAUGUGCGACCGUUACAGCAAAUACAGGGCGUGUAUUAGUGGACUGCACGCGGGCUUUACUAUAGCUAUGGAGAGGGAAAGGUGUCCCAAAUCAUACACCUCUCGUGUGAUCAAGAGUUACGGCGAAAGUGUAAUCGGUUUACCUCUCAAUCAAAUCUGCGGGACGGCUGCCGACGGCAAGAGUCGGUGUCCGCCCUCUCGCGGCUCCAAACCCAAGAAGAAGGGAAACCAAAAGCCUAAACGCGCCGGUAGUCAAGAGCCGGUUGACCCAUCCGGAGCACUUCAACCCAUUAGUGGUAUAUUGAACAGGGGAACUGGAGGUUUAGGAGGUGGUGACCCAUUUGGUGGCGUAGGAAGCGUGUUUCAGAGGGGCACAGAUACCAUAGGACAAGGAGCCUCGGGUAUAUUAGGUAGAGGGGCGGGUGGAUUAGGUGCUGCUAAUCCAUUGGGCGCUGUUAACCCAUUAGGUGCUGCCAAUCCGUUUGGUGGAGUGGGAUCACUGUUUCAAACAGGUGUCGAUACUAUAGGACAGGGAGCCUCGUCCUUGUUUGGUGGUGGGGCUGGAGGUUCAGGUUCUAGAAGGUCCGGG